Gossypium raimondii (Peruvian cotton) is the source of this 2457-nucleotide messenger RNA. Its product is annotated as phytyl ester synthase 2, chloroplastic. Gene Ontology annotation, cellular component: membrane. Bases 109 to 2217 code for a protein of 702 amino acids. NCBI's taxonomy places the organism in Eukaryota, Viridiplantae, Streptophyta, Magnoliopsida, Malvales, Malvaceae. The record is from RefSeq and is a predicted model, not a curated record. The transcript has 14 exons.
UCCACUACAAAAGUAUAAGUCCCACUACUCUCACUUUAUUAUAUAUUAAUCACUCUUCUUUAUAAAUUUCCCCAUUUCCAAUCAGACAACUAAAAGGGAUUCGUCCCCAUGGCGGCAACCGGACCUUCUCUGUUUGUCGCCAGUCCGUUAGUGACGUCAACGGCCGGAAACUCGGUGAGGAACCGGUGCUUAAGCUCAUUUCGAGCGAUGGCGGUGUCUGAAGAUCAGAAAUCGUCACCGGCGACGGUUGCAACGAGGUCAACGGAGAAGGGAAGAUGGUUGGAAGAGAAGAAUAGGAAGGGAAGGAAGGAAGAAGAAGAGUUAACAUCGAAUAUUUACUCGAAUCCUCAGGAAAUAACCGACGAGAAUGGAAACACGUUGAGAGAAUAUUUCCAAGACUGCAAAGAUUUGAUGAUCCAAUCAAAGGCAGGGCCGCCACGGUGGUUUACUCCUUUGGAGUGCGGGUCCCAUGCUCCUGAUUCUCCUCUCCUCCUCUUUUUGCCUGGGAUUGAUGGCAUGGGGCUUGGACUUUUUAAACAUCAUCAUAAACUGGGAAAGAUUUUCGAAAUUUGGUGUUUGCAUAUUCCAGUAACGGAUAAAACAUCAUUUACAGAUCUAGUGAAGCUGGUUGAAAGAACAGUAAGGUCCGAGUACAAGAGAUCACCAGACCGACCAAUUUAUAUUGUUGGAGAGUCUCUUGGAGCAUGCAUUGCCUUAGAUAUUGCUGCUCGUAACCCUGAUGUUGAUCUUGUGCUAAUUUUGGCCAAUCCAGCUACAUCAUUUAGCAGGUCACAAUUACAAUCUCUAAUACCUGUACUGCAAGUCAUGCCUGAUCAACUCUCGUUGUACUUCUCUUACAUGCUGAACUUGGCAUCAGGUGAUCCUUUGAGGAUGGCCUUCGAAAAUGUGGCAAAGGGACUUAUGCCACACCAAAUUGUUGGAGAGCUAACACAGGAUCUGGUUGCAAUGUCGUCUUAUCUCUGUGUUCUGGCUGACAUGUUACCCAGGGAAACACUUCUCUGGAAGCUACAAAUGCUUAAAUCUGCUUCUUCAUCUGCCAAUUCACAUCUCCAUGCUGUAAAAAAUCAAGCAUUGUUGCUUUGCAGUGGGAAGGAUCAGUUGUUUCCCAGUGAAGAGGAAGCUCAAAGACUGUACCGCAUGUUGCCUAAAUGUGAGAAACGUGUGUUUGAAGAAAGCGGGCAUUUUCUCUUCUUAGAAGACGGUUUUGAUUUGGUAACAGCCAUCAAGGGUGCUAGUUUCUAUCGCCAAGGAAAAUACCUUGACUACGUGUCAGAUUACAUACCACCCACACCUUAUGAAUUUAAGAAAAUAUAUGAAUCAAACAGAUGGGUACUUGCUGUUACUAGUCCUGUGAUGCUCUCAACUUUAGAGGAUGGCAAAGUGGUGAGGGGCCUGGCUGGAAUCCCCUCAGAAGGACCAGUCUUGUAUGUUGGGUAUCACAUGUUGCUGGGAUUUGAAUUGGCUCCCCUAGUGCUUCAGUUUCUCAUGGAGAGAAAUAUUCUUUUGCGAGGGAUAGCCCAUCCGAUGAUGUUUACUAGAGCCAAAGAAGGCAGAAUGCUUGAUCUAGGUUCAUUUGACACAUAUAGACUAAUGGGUGCAGUUCCUGUGUCUGGAUCCAACUUCUACAAACUUUUAUCUUCAAAGUCUCAUGCCUUACUGUAUCCUGGAGGUGUUCGUGAGGCUCUUCAUAGGAAGGGAGAAGAAUACAAGUUAUUUUGGCCGGAACAGUCGGAGUUUGUGAGGAUGGCAUCUAGAUUUGGAGCCAAAAUUGUACCUUUUGGCGUGGUAGGAGAAGAUGAUGUUGGUGAGCUAGUUUUUGACUACAAUGAUCAAAUGCAAAUCCCUUCAUUGAGGACGUUCAUAAAAGAGCUCACAGAAGAGGUUGUGCACUUGAGGAUUGAUGCCAGUGGCGAAGUGUCGAACCAAGAUGUCUACCUUCCCGGAGUUGUUCCUAAAUUGCCAGGCCGAUUUUAUUACUAUUUUGGGAAACCUAUUGAAACAAAAGAGAGGAAAGAAGAGCUAAGAAACAGGGAGAGAGCUCAUGAAGUAUAUUUGCAUGUGAAGACAGAGGUUGAGAAAUGCAUAGCCUACUUGAAGGAAAAAAGAGAAGAAGAUCCCUACAGGAAUUUAAUGACUCGGUUGGUGUACCAGGCCACGCAUGGCUUCGAAGCUCAAGUCCCGACAUUUGAGCUUUGAUGCACAGUAUAUAUAAAGGUUGAUAUUGGGUUUUCUCCUUACAAAGUUUGGCAAUGAAAGCUGCAUUGUUACAUGUCAAGAAACACACUAUAUAUAAGCUAUAGACCAUAUCAAAGAAAGGAAUGGUCUACUUUUUCCUUGCUUUUGUGGGGAUGGGUGACUUUUUGUUAUACCUAUUCUCUAUUGGCUUUGAUUAACUCAAUUGAAUAUAUAAUAAUUGAUAUAUUAUGUGUCCUUAAA